CGUCACGUGAGCUCUUAUUUUGAAAUCCAGACUCGCUCAGCCAUUCGGAUGUCAGCUCUCGGUAACCGGAAGCAGUGUUAUGAAAACAUUAAACAGGCACCUCCCUCAGUUCGGAUCGGACGCGUCAAUUCACAGGUUAAAGAUGCUGAAAGCUGUGGGACAAGCUCUGUUCUCCACUGGACUACAAAACCCAGAGUUCACUGCGGUGGAGGGAAACAAGGCAGAGGACUAUGAGGUCCGCACCUACCACGCCACCAAGUGGGUGAGCACGUCUCUGAGCGGGAUGCACCUGGACGAAGCCAUGAAGGACGGCUUCCGCAGACUCUUCAGCUACAUCCAGGGCAACAACCAAAAGAAGGUCAAGGUGGAGAUGACGGCCCCUGUGACGGGCCGCGUCGACCCCGGAGCCGGCCCGGCCUGCGAGUCCCAGUUCACCGUGUCCUUCUUCAUCCCGGUGGAGCAUCAGGAGAACCCACCGGAGCCGAGCGACCCGCAGGUGUUUGUGGAGCACAGGGAGGAGUUCACCGCUUACGUCAGGAGGUACGGAGGCUUCUCCAACGAGAACUUGAAGCGAGAGGAGCUCCUGAAACUCCUGGAGAGCCUCCAGAGGGACGGCGUCCCCUUCGUGGACAAGCCGUAUUACACCGUCGGGUACGACAGCCCCUUCAAACUGACCAACCGCAGGAACGAGGUCUGGGUGCUGAAGAAAGUGGAGCAGCAAUAGAGAGAUUCAAAGGUCACGCAGCAUCGAACCCACGGCGUCAGAUUUUCAUAUGAUCAUUUCAAAACACUUACAAAUUUAAAACAGGUCCUAUUAAUGAAGUAUGAUGGGUUCAGAUUUAAAGGUCAUUACUAUUACUAUACUAUAUUACUAUAUUUCUUUACAAAAGUUGCAUCAGUUUACAUUUACUUAACUAAAAAGUUACUGAAUAGACUCACUGUCUGAGAGCAGCUGCAUUGAACUCCACCUUUAAACAGCUGGAGGAGCAAGUGGCUGCAGUUGAGUUAAUAUCUCCAGCAGAGGGAGCCAAAGAGUCAGUUCUCUCCUCUGGUGUAUUUGUUUUUUUAAAGGUACAAAAAAAGACUCCGAAACCUCACUGAUCUGGUCAGAAUGUGACAAGCUGAUGUGGAAAUGAAGCAGUUGUGUUGUAACAGAGUAGACACUCACAAUAUGUACAUGAAAACACAUUAUUGAUACAUGUAAGUGUUUCUUCUGUCUGCUUUGGCCACAGAGAACAUUUCCUUAGGCCAUGUCAACACAAGAGAUGAUAAAGUACGAGUGUGAAUGAGGCUUUAACUCUCUGAGUUUGACAAAUCAAGUCGGCAUUUUACCAAAACAAAAACAAAAUUCAAGCCAGGAACUUCCUCUCUGUCAAAACAGUUCAGCAGAGCUUUGCACAAAGAGAGAUUUCCCUAAAGAGCCACUUGACUCCGAGUGAAGCUUCAGCUGACGUCUUGAAUCCUUGGGGAGUGAACUGGAGUCUGUCAGCCUGACGACUUGAUGAUGAAUUGAUCUGAUCCCACACAUCACUGACGUCUCAUCCAUCUAUUGUCACUAAGUGGAUUGGAUGAAUACAGUACUUAGAAAAUACUACUUGUAUUUGCGUCUAUGUUUCUAACACACACAGUCGGCACAGCUGUCAAGGCCAAUACAGGAUCUUGCCCCUAGACUGGAGGGGAUCGAACCACCGACCCUCUUGUUUGUAGACGACUGACAACAAACAUCGUGCUGGUGAAUUCAUUCACGCCAGCAUGAUCCAAUUAUGUGAAUGAAAAAUGAAUUGUCUGGUCACGUGUGCCUAAAAACAAGAUACCAAACAUUUGCAUGGCAGACAUUUUUUUUAUUAAUGUCGAUAAACACAAAAUCAAGUUCUUGUGUGUAAAGCUCUGAUUUUGUUUGUGCCUUGUGUGUAGAACAUACUGACAAAGAGUGACAGUUACAAGCUGAAACUCUGCCUUAAACACCACUUUACCUUUUUUAUACAUUCCAUUAUAUGAAUAUUUACAUUUACAGAUUCUGAAUCGUUUUUAAUCUUGAAUAAGUGUCAUGAUUGAUGUUAAUAGGGAAAAAUAACAUGAGAACUGAUUUUUGGAUCAUGGGGACAAAGCACUUUUGAAUAAUGUAAACUUUAAUAUAAUCAAUAAUAAAUAUAACGCUUCAUAAAA
Molecule: messenger RNA, 2166 nt
Organism: Pleuronectes platessa (European plaice)
Lineage: Eukaryota; Metazoa; Chordata; Actinopteri; Pleuronectiformes; Pleuronectidae
Gene: hebp2
Product: heme binding protein 2
Exons: 5
Coding region: 80-724 (214 amino acids)
Cellular component (GO): cytoplasm
Source: RefSeq, a predicted model, not a curated record